GUUGAAUGCCAGUCAACCAGACUACAAAGGUGUAGUACCAUUAGCAUUAGCUUAUCUUCAAGUUAAAACUAGUGACGGUAGGCAAGCAGUUCUUGUUGCAGCUGAAGUUGGUGCUAUUGAUGUCUUAGAGUAUUUAGUAAAAGAUUGUGGAUGUGAUUUGAAUAGAGUAGGUGGAACAAACAACAUGAAUGUGUUUCAUCUUUCUACAUUGAAUGGUCAAUUUUCAUUUAUUAAAUAUAUUAUUAAUACUUAUCCACAACAUACUUAUCUAUUACAUUCUACUAAUGAUAAUGAUGCCCUACCAAUUCAUGCUGCCUGUGCUAGUCGUGUAACACAACUAGUGACAUUUCUAAUUGAUAAAAUGAAAUGUGAUAUCACAACUGAAGAUAAGAUUGGCUACACUUGUGUCACCAGGGCAUGUACCUCUGGUAAUCUUGAUCUCUUAAAAUUAUUAAUAAAACAAUACAACCUUAAUCCUAGAAUAUUUGGCAAAUCAUCAUCACCACAAGUUGCAGUGGCAAGUGGAAAUGUUCAUAUACUAGAAUGGCUCAGGCAAGAGUAUCAUAUCAAUGUAGCCUCAUUUAAGAAUGGUGCAUUACCUUUUUAUGCUGCACAUUUCAACAGUUUGUAUUGUUUAAAGCAUUUAUUAAACAAUUAUUCAUUUGAUAUUAAUGCUAUUAAUCCUUUUGAUG
Molecule: messenger RNA, 692 nt
Organism: Amphimedon queenslandica
Lineage: Eukaryota; Metazoa; Porifera; Demospongiae; Haplosclerida; Niphatidae
Product: protein fem-1 homolog A-like
Exons: 2
Molecular function (GO): protein binding
Source: RefSeq, a predicted model, not a curated record